GGGCUGGCGCUGCUCGAGCUCGGUGCGCAGGACGCCGGAUACCCCCGACCAGCCCCCGCGGCCCCGCACAUCUACCGACGGCAGCGCGGGCAGCCUCUCCCGUGCCCCCGAAGGACUUCCUCCCCGUGUAAGGGAGGGCGACAGACUAGGGGGGCAGCAAGCCAGGGGCCCCUUGUGCCUGUCCGGGCGGCGGCGCGCCGGGGCAGUGCCAUGCUGCUCUCCGUCCUGGCGGCGCUGUGCCUGGGGCUGCGCCUGGCGCUCGGCGUCCGCGGCGCGCCCUGCGAGGCGGUGCGCAUCCCCAUGUGCCGGCACAUGCCCUGGAACAUCACGCGGAUGCCCAACCACCUGCACCACAGCACGCAGGAGAACGCCAUCCUAGCCAUCGAGCAGUACGAGGAGCUGGUGGACGUGAACUGUAGCUCGGUGCUGCGCUUCUUCCUCUGCGCCAUGUACGCGCCCAUCUGCACGCUGGAGUUCCUGCACGACCCCAUCAAGCCGUGCAAGUCGGUGUGCCAGCGCGCGCGCGACGACUGCGAGCCCCUCAUGAAGAUGUACAACCACAGCUGGCCCGAGAGCCUGGCCUGCGACGAGCUGCCUGUCUACGAUCGCGGCGUGUGCAUCUCGCCGGAAGCCAUCGUCACCGACCUCCCCGAGGAUGCUAAGUGGAUAGACAUCACACCAGACAUGAUGGUUCAGGAAAGGCCUCUGGAUGUGGACUGUAAACGCCUAAGCCCUGACCGGUGCAAGUGCAAGAAGGUGAAGCCCACUCUGGCGACAUAUCUGAGCAAAAACUACAGCUACGUCAUUCACGCCAAGAUAAAAGCUGUGCAGAGGAGCGGCUGUAACGAAGUGACCACCGUGGUGGACGUGAAAGAGAUCUUCAAGUCCUUGUCCCCCAUCCCACGAACGCAGGUCCCGCUCAUCACCAAUUCUUCCUGCCAGUGCCCUCACAUCCUGCCCCACCAAGACGUUCUCAUCAUGUGUUACGAGUGGCGUUCCAGGAUGAUGCUUCUUGAAAACUGUUUAGUUGAAAAAUGGAGAGAUCAACUCAGUAAAAGAUCCAUACAGUGGGAAGAGAGGCUGCAGGAACAGCGCAGGACUGUUCAGGACAAGAAGCGAACAGCCGGGCGGACCAGUCGUAGCAACACCCCGAAACCAAAGGGAAAGCCGCCCGCUCCCAAGCCAGCCACCCCCAAGAAGACCAUUAAAGCUAGAAGUGCCCAAAAGAGAACAAACCCAAAAAGAGCGUGAGCCUGCUGCUUUCUGGAACUGCCUCCCAGGAUGAGGCCAGGUGCCGCCCAGCCUGGGGGAGGGCCCGCUCCCCUUACCUUAACAACUACAGCGCUCCCCAUACACACAUCUUGCGGCAUUUUUCUUAAUGAUCUGCUUCCAUUUUUCUUUUCAAGCCACCACAAACCGUAGUGGUAGGUAUGUCCUUUGGUGUGGAAGGUAUAUGAAAGCUGAACGCGGGUGGACAAAGCUGCUCGCGGCAUGCAGAGUGGCCUUCGCGGUGCCUACCCUGGGAGAUCUCUGUGUGUGGGAAAGACGCUUUGGUUCUUACAUUUGACCUAAUAUGUGCAUUGGAAAAUAAAUGCCAUAUUACAAACAAAACACCCAUUUUUUUUUUUUUUUUUACGAUAUGUUUUAUUUCGGUUUGACUUGUGUUGUUAGAAGGUUCAUGAUAUUUUAAGAUGGGAUUGGAAAUACAAUGAUUCUAAGGAGGAAAGUGGAAAAACUGAAUGUCCCAAAGAGCCUUAUGUGUUUGUUGUUUGAGGAAGAAUUUCAUUUCAUUGUGAUAAAAGGGAAUUUUUGAAUAACUUAGAAAAGCAGAAUGUGGAAAAUUUUAUUUUAUUUUAUUUUACAAAGAACCCCUUUAGCUCAUUUUUAGCCAGAAACUUUGGAAACUAAAAAAAUAAUAAUGAUAACUAAGGCAAUAAAAGGGAAAGGCAGGCACAGUGCAUCUGGAUUCUUGUUUCCCGGCUGCCAUGCCGUGGGUGGAAAGGUGCUGAAUUCACUUUCAUGAUGCUUCUCAUUAGCAAUGCUUAUGUAGCACCAGAAACAAGAGUUCAUUUCUCCUAUUAUGAUUCAUGUACCAGUAACUCAACCCCCAGAGAAUUUCACAUCCGUGGACGUGGUGCUCAUGUCAUCUCCCAGGACAUCCCAGGUACCUUGAUGCCAAGCCUGAGAAAAUUUUCUGUCUGCAGAUAGCCGGUGCCUGCAAAGGUGCCAUGGGCCCAAUGAGGAGGCAGGGGUGGGGCGGGGGGUUGGGGACCAGGACUCCAAAGUCCCUGGUUCUCAGCUGACGCUGGUACCCCAGCCACACACCAGCUCUGUGCUCAGAAAGGCAACUAUAGUCACUUCUCCAUUCGAGGGGGUGGAGGAACAAUCUGAAAGCUGAAGUAUAAUAUCUCCUUUAGCCUUCCCAAUGUCCCUGCAUCCCACAGAAGGCGGGAAGUGAUAUGUCGUGCUCACACAAGAUCAUUAGACACACAAUCUCAUCUCUGUAGCCAUCGGGACACCGAAGAGAGUGGGUUGUGUAAACCAGGAGAAAGUGGAGAAAUGGGGUUAAUAAGAAUGCAGGCAAGGGCUGCCCUCUCCGUUGUCCCCACUGCAGGGUGGUGGAGUUAAAGGAGUCCAGGAGAGGGACCCACACAAAGGUACCAACAGUGUACUAGUGUAUGUUGCUGCUCCAUUAAAGGUCAAACUUCACUGGCCCUUAAGGAAAGCUGGAGAAGGUUCCGCAUAGCACCACACCAAAGAAACCCACCUGAGGCCAUUAUGAGGCAUUGGCAGCCUAGCAUACCUCCUCAGCAUUGUAGGGAUUCUCUGGGAAGGGGAAUCAGAGAUGGAACUUUCCACGGAAGUGGAGACAAAACACACAUGUAAGCAAAAGUCAACAUUUU
Mustela erminea (ermine) is the source of this 2903-nucleotide messenger RNA. RefSeq names its product secreted frizzled related protein 4 (gene SFRP4). Bases 211 to 1251 code for a protein of 346 amino acids. NCBI's taxonomy places the organism in Eukaryota, Metazoa, Chordata, Mammalia, Carnivora, Mustelidae. The transcript has 6 exons. The record is from RefSeq and is a predicted model, not a curated record. Gene Ontology annotation, cellular component: cytoplasm. Gene Ontology annotation, molecular function: Wnt-protein binding. Gene Ontology annotation, biological process: canonical Wnt signaling pathway; non-canonical Wnt signaling pathway.